AUCUCAAGGUUUUAACAAUCUACUCCACAAUUUAGAUUCAUAUAUAGUCCCGCUAAAUUCCUCCCCACCACCCUCACCCCCCCCAGCGAAAAAAAAAAUCCACCCGGAAAACAUACCGAAACGAAAACGAAAUCCUAUCGGAAACCAUAAUUCAGACUAAAAUAAAUCCUAAAUAAGUUGCAAUUCCUUAGUGGUUGUGACGGCUAAAGAACUCCAAUUACCGCAUCUGCGCUGCUCCCUUAUUGUGACCGGAAAUCCACCUAGUUUCCCACCAUAAAACUGACUGACGGUCCCUACCAGUGAGUUGAUAAAUACCGAGUGAAAAACUCUGCCGCAGUAACUUCAGCCUAAAGGCAUUACUGUUAUUUCCUUCUCAAUAGUUACCCCCUAUAAAUCCGGCCAAACUGAUUCAAGAUUUGCUGGAACAUCCGCCGACUCCAGGACCAGCCAUGAGUAAAAAAGCUCAGGAUCCUCCUGUCAAGAAGAAUGCCUUUGUGCAUAAGCUCUUCACUAUGCUUAGUGACCCCAAACUAACACAUUUAAUAUGGUGGCUGGGAGCUCCCGAACAUAAUACUUUUGCUUUAUUCCCCGGUAAAGAAUUUGCCGAAGCCCUUACAGGAUAUUUCAAACAUGGCAAUGUUGCUAGUUUUGUUAGACAAUUACACAUGUACGGAUUCCAUAAAGUUAGUGAACCAUCCUCCGCUAAUGCCAUAGAUAAAGAAGCAGCUCCCGUAUGGGAGUUCAAACAUCUGAGUGGGAAAUUCCGUAAAGGAGAUGAAUCCUCAUUAAUUUAUAUAAAGAGACGGUCCAGUUCCAAUAGUUCUCGUAAUAGUUAUAAUGGAGAAAAUAAUCAUCAUCAACAUAUGCAUCACCCUAGCCAAGACUAUGCUUUAACACCUUCACCAACUACUUAUGAUAUGCAUGCUCCUAAUGCUCAGUAUUUCCCUCCACCACCUCAGUACUUGCAAUACUAUGGACCUACAGGUAAUCCCAUCCCUCUACCUCAUCCUCACUCCCACAUGCAACCAGUACCUAUGCCACCACAUACUUUACCACUUCCAAAACAUGAUUCAACCUUAGUACAAGUGCCCUAUUCAUACCCCUACCCACCCCAACCAGUCUAUGCUGCUUACCCACAAUCAUAUCCACCACAAACAUCAUACUUACAACAUGCUCCGCCUCCACACCUUGCACCUCAACAACAACAGUUACCUCCACCACCAGUAGUAGUAAGACCUUCAUCUCCACAAGAUGCAGCACUCUCCCCCUCCACUAAACGUAACCAUUCCGACCCAGUUCACAGUUCUACUGCCCCCACUCCUUCCAUUAAAGUCCAACACUAUUCUCCAAACCUUCAGUUUAGAAAAAUCUGGGAAACUACAAGCUCCAACUCGGCUAGACCUAGAAACCCUUCGUUACUUUAUGAUCCAUUAGCACCAGCUCCAGCACCAGUACCUGUACCGACUGAUCCUCAAGUAUACCGUCCUCAUUAUCAACCAACACCAACCAGUCGUAAUAAUUCCAACACUACUUCUACCUCCUCAUUUUCGAGAGACUCUAUAGACUCUCGACUGUCUAUAAAGUUACCCCCACCAUCAUCCAUUCAUCGGUCUUCUUCAGGAACCAUGGUAUAUGCCAAACCCAAAUCUCCAGAACCAACUAAUGACGAAUCUCCAAUUCCUACUACCCACCCUAGAAGUAUCCCUGCUAACUUUGAAGCAUCUCCAUUAAGUACAUCUGCUCAUCCUCCACUACCAGCAGCUACUGCACCACCAGCACCUUCAGCUCCAACAAUGUCAACUACCUCUUCAUUACCCAGUUCUCCCUCCACCAUAGACGCUAAACGUCCCUCCUUUCCUCCCAAUACUUCGAUAAAGGACCGCCUAAGACCUUCCCUAAUCGAACUCUACUACCCUCCACCUCCACAUAAACCUGCAGACCUUCUGGCAGAUUCCAGUCACAUUCUUAGCCACAAGAACAGCAUCAUUCGUAAUCAAAAUGACUCUAUUGGUUCCCAAUCAUCUCAUAACUCCAUCUUUUCCAAUCAAUCAUCUGUAUCUUCCAUCUCCACCACCACCUUCCAACGAGCUUCAUCGUUUGGAUCUAUUUCCCAUCAUGGUUUAGAAUCUAAUGGAAAGAGUUCAGUCUCAGUAAGUCCUCAUGAUCAAGUGGCCGCUAAGACUUAUGAUGUCUUACCACCAACAGCACAACAACAAACAGACAUAAAGCUUCCCUCCUUCCGCAGCUUAACUCCUCCAUUAAGUUCCAAUGGUCUGAAGAUGGUCCAGCGUAACUCGGCCUCUCAUCGGUCUCUUACUAGUUCUCCCUUAUCGAAGACAAACACAGACCCUUCUAAAAAAGUAUCGGUCGAAUCAUUACUUGAUGAUGGUCAAAGUAAUGGAGUUACUAUCCGGUCUGAUCUCAUUAAAAUAGAAGAGAAUGAGCAUGAUUCAGAUCUCAAGAGAAGACGAUUAUCGUAGCGGUGCCUACCUUCGGAAUUCACUCAUAAUUUACUCACAAUUCACUUCUAAAAUUUCUCAUUGUUAUAUGUUUUAUAUUGUAUUAUUACUAAGAUUAGUGUAU
Molecule: messenger RNA, 2583 nt
Organism: Scheffersomyces amazonensis
Lineage: Eukaryota; Fungi; Ascomycota; Pichiomycetes; Serinales; Debaryomycetaceae
Gene: SFL2
Product: Sfl2p
Exons: 1
Coding region: 450-2480 (676 amino acids)
Biological process (GO): regulation of DNA-templated transcription
Molecular function (GO): DNA-binding transcription factor activity; sequence-specific DNA binding
Source: RefSeq, a predicted model, not a curated record